CAUAAUCUAUCACACGAAUAGGAAAAGAGAGAGAGAGAGAGAGAGAUCAUAAAUAUAUGGAAGAGAUUCGUGAAGCAGCUAUAGCUUACUACAACAAUCUAUCACACGAUCUAAAAUGCAAAGCCUAUAAUAUGUUCUUAGCAAUGGAUUCGAAUGGAGAUGAUAAGAUAAGCAUGGAUGAAUAUAUGCAGAAUUUCAGUCAAUUGGGUCUCAAAUUGAAUGCCAAUCCAAGAUUCUUCAUGGAGCUUGAUAGAAAUGGAGAUGGUAUUUUGGAUUUUGAAGAAUUUCUGAGUUUGUACUAUCUUAUUAGGAGUGGGAGGUUUGUUUUUUGUGACGGCCAUGGAUGUGGAGCUUUUCUUAAAGGACUUUAUUUCACUUGCUCUGACUGCUUCUCUAUCUCACAGAAUACUUUCGAUCUAUGCUCUUCUUGCUUCAAUACUAGGAAUUACUAUCACCACCAUGACACCAUUUUCGAUAAUUUUACUUUGUUUCGGUGUAUGGCUGGGUACCGCACAAGGGUAGCACAAGCACAAACGCAAUGGCAAACACAAACAUAUCAUCAGGUGCAGCCAGCUGGACCGUCUCAGAUGGGACAAUGUUCUACUACUCAAGGUAGUAUUUCUGCACUCUCUGCUCCAGGAGGAUCUAGCCGCUCUGCAUCUGGCACAAUCAAGGAAGUUACUGAAGUAGUGGGUGACAUAAAGCAACUCGUAAAUUUCGCUCAAAACAUCAUUGAUAUAUGCAGCAUAAUGUAAAGCCAUUUUUUCUUUUUGUAUUAAUUUAGAUUGCAUAUAUAAUAUGGAUAAAGACAGAGACUUAUAUUGUUUUGGUUCUUGAAAGAAUUUCUAUAAUCUAUUGUUAUGUUCUUAUGUUA
Ziziphus jujuba (common jujube) is the source of this 874-nucleotide messenger RNA. RefSeq lists its product as uncharacterized. NCBI's taxonomy places the organism in Eukaryota, Viridiplantae, Streptophyta, Magnoliopsida, Rosales, Rhamnaceae. The record is from RefSeq and is a predicted model, not a curated record. The transcript is spliced from 3 exons. The coding region runs from base 57 to 755 and encodes 232 amino acids. Gene Ontology annotation, molecular function: calcium ion binding.